UUGUUCUUUGAAACCAAGAUUUGUUCAAAAUGGAGUCUCUGUUAUGGUUCUGAAAAAUAUUUAAAUCCUUUGUAUGUUUGGUUAGUUUAGGUUAGCUACAUAUCUCGUUUAAUAAUACGUGUGUUUAUAUACUUAUAUUAGAUUACUUCAUUUAAAACCAGAAAUAACUUAUUCGCCUCAUUAUGUUAUGUGAUUAUUCGGAUAAAAAUACGCCAUGUGAUGCUUUCAACCUUAAAAUUCCUGUGUGCGUGGCGAGAAAACUUUUGUAAAAAUUUAACUAAUAUUUAAUGUUUUAAGUAUUAUUACAUUUGUUUGUGUAAUUUGCAAUGGCAGGUAUUUAAAUAUUACGUUACGAAAGUUAUAUUUACCAUCUUCCAUUAAGUACUUAAUAUGGUACCUACUUAGUAUUAAAAACAUUGAAAUUUUUGCUGUGUAUAAAUUUGUGGCUUAUUUGACGUAUAUUGUGAUAAAUACAAUACCGGUAACAUAGUUUCCAUAUUACGUAAUUCGUUUUUGACACCAAAUAUUGCAAUCGUGUGUCAUGUUUUGAUGGAACAAAACUAUAGUGGUAGUUAGAUUAUGCACAUGUAUUCGUUAAAAGUACAUCCAUCCCGGAAUUGAAAAGUACUCGAAAUGAGUCCAUUUAUAUAUGAAUUUUCCACAAUGAUAAGUGAUUUUGAAAAUAAAGGUUAUUCUAUUUACCCUUCCCUAUCUUGCAAACAGAACCAACAUUCCUACCCCGCAAAUAAUAUGAUUGAAAACAACACACACCGAUGAAAACCCACACAAGUAUUAUUAAAUAAAUGAUGAAAGAAGAUAUAGUUGAAAGAUUUUGUUGAUAAAUUCAUAAGAUUGUUUUCAAGAAGCCCCUACACCAAAAAAUAACAAACUUUGGGAAAAGUUCUGUAUUGCUUAUCCAGGUGUAUCCAGAUAUACCUUUGAUUCUAAUGGCAUAAUCCUGUACACCUGAUCCUGUGUUAUAUGAUGCUUAUCUUUUUUAUCAGUGGGAAGGCGUGUAGCCCCGACUUGUUUCGCGCGACAGCGCGAAACCUGAUGUAAAAAAUAAAUUACAUAUAUAUGAUAAAUAACUUCACAUUUCGCGCUGUCGCGCGAAAUGCGUCGGCGCUACGCGCCUGCCCACUGCUAAAAAAAUAAGCAUCAUGUACCACAGGAUCAGGUGUACAGGAUCAUGCCAACAGGAUCACAGGUUAACUUGGAUACGCACUACGGAACUUUUACCCAUUUCCCCCCGCACCGAGAUAAUUGCCAGAUGAUGUUCAUAAAAUUUUAUAAUUUUGUAUUGACUUGCAGUUAUAAAAAUCAUAAUGUGCACAUUCACAAUUGUUUGCUGAAUCAAGAAACACCGCAUAAAAUUUAUUUUCACCUCAAAUUUUACACUAACAUAAAAAGUUGCGGCAAAGUAAGCAGAAACAAACUAAGAAACGAUUACUUUUAAGUGAUAAUAAUUUUAAAUUCUAUCAAGUAAGCAGAAACAAUAAACUAAAAAACGAGUACUUUUAAGGGAUAAGAAUUUUAAAAUUUAAUAAAAAAAACCACAUGAAUUUGUAAAUAUUUUCGCAAAUGUUUGUAUGUUUGUAGUACUUUUUCUAACAUUAAAUAAAGUUGUUCAUUUCAUAACACAAUACAUUUCCCCGAUUUUUUUUUUUCAUAUAAGCCAUACAAUUCAUUUUUAAUUAUUAGUUUUGUAUUUAUUAUACAUAUUACAUAACCUCCACGUCCAUCAACUAGAGAAAAGAUACGAGUAUAAUGAAAACAUUUAACUUUUAAUAAUAAAUGGUCCUUCCCUCGUUGUGAUUGGCCUUCUACCAGUGACGUCAACACAAUAUUGAACGUUGCCACACUUCCAUAAAGACAUUUCAUAAACCCGACAAUGUUGAUUCCGGUAGCAGCAGUAGCAGUUUCAAGAAUAGACAUUUAGCUGUCUAGCGGGUUGAAACUUGCGGAUCAUUCCGCUACCGGAAUUAUUCCGGCAGCGUCAAGAAUAGGGCCCCUGGUCAAGUUAUAAGUGAACUCGUGUUUUCUUGAUAAAAUAUUUACGUGAGGGAAAUAAUGUAUUUCUUAACAGGUGUGUGUUUAAUGCAACAAUGGGCUGUGAAACACAUCGUGACGUGCUUGCUGUCAAUGCUCGUCACGAAAAGCCGCAACCACAUUUGACCUUUUUGGGUGGUUUGUCAGGAGACCAACCCGACUGCAGUAAAGAGCCCUCUCGAAACCAGAAAGCUGAACACAUCGUAAAGCAAAUAAGUGUUUUUCAACAUACACUUAGUUCCUUGAGUGUCCCGAAGUUGUUUAGUCAACGUCCUCGUACUUUACUAUUGCGAGUGAAAGUGCAAAAUGACUCAUUAAACUGGUGUGUUUUAAAACCCAACUCAAGGAGAAUAAAAAUGUUCCUUAUUUAGACAGAAAAACUUUAUCCGAAAAAAGUAACAGACAGUUGGGUUAUAUGUGUGCGCACUAAAAUUUUAAAUUAAGAAAUAGGUGGUAUCUAAUUUGGUAUAAAGGAUAGUAUUCACAGUCGGGGCUUGAGAACAGCCUUGAAACCUUAUUGGCAAAGACAGUCUUGUAUCUCACGACCGCAAUCUUCCAUGUUUCAUAGUCAGUGAACAAGACGAGCUGCAUGAAAACAACGUGCUUAAGCAUGACUUUGUUUAACGUACUUCAGGCUUAAGAACUAUGUACUUAAGACAACCGAAAAGACACAAGCAUACACGAACCUUGCCGAAUGAACUCAUUCGUUAGAGAUUCUGCAACUUUUCACACUGAGCACUAAAACCUCAGAAUCCAAGGCUAUUUAUUUUAGCAUGAUUUUGUGAGUAAAUAUCACUACAUUUGUGAUGUGUGUGUAUGUUGAGGUUAGGAUUUUUGUUUUGUUUUAAUACUCUGAAUCAAAGCUGGAAAACAGGCAUUUUGUGAACACAAAGAUGUUAUGUCAUAAAAGAAUAUAUAUAGUUCAGUGGAAUGAAUUUAGUCUUUUUAUUCUAGCACAGGGCAUUAAAAGGUGCUGCUACAAAAUUCACACAAUAGAUUUGUGAAUUUUUUUUUAUGUGUCACUGCUGGCAUAACACGCAUAGCGGAGACAAAUCAUGAAACAGUAAUAAAAUAAUAAAAUGGAAAUGAUGGAGCAUCUUGCGCCUGUAUCUGGCCUCGGCCGUGGCUCGGACAAGACUGGAGACUAGGACGUCGGGUAACUACUUGCGCGUGGAGCGGAAGUAACUUCACAAACAAAGAUGCUGCGUGUUGUAAACAGGGAUUCGACCUGUUCUUUAAUUAAAGACAGAGAAGAUACGACGUAACAUUGUAAUAUGCAAACAUGUUGGAACCAGUAAGACUUCAGCAGCAGCACAAAUCUAGCAGUUAAACUACGCGAAUGUUAUAUAAUUUGAAAAACAUGAUCCGUAAUUAUUCGUGUAAUAUUUUUAAUAUGUUGAUUCAGUUUUAAUUAAUUUUUAGUUUUAUUCAGCAUUUUUAUUUAUGGCUACUCUUUUAUUAAAGGCUUCCAUAUUAUUGGCGGGAAAAUAUUGUAUAACAACUGUGCGUGUAUCUUGUCUGCUGUCAAAAUUGACAAAUUUAUUUAUUCGUGUCUUCAUCGCCGACAAUUUGUUAGCCGUAAAUUGUAUUCAAUAUCUUGACCUGCGAUGCAAUGAGGAUUGGAUUUAUUCAUCAAUAUUGAAAUUUGUGCAGAAUGGUUUUACAGAAUAGUGGUAAAUACCGACCAGAGAAAAAGGAAAAUCCAAAAUUUAAGGCAGGGCCAAGAGAAGAAACAUCAGAGCUUCGCCUCAGAGAAUCCCUCGAGAAUGAUGACAUUGAUGCCAAAUAUGGAUUCAAGAGAGUUUCUGACUUCCUGGAGCGGACGGGCUUCCUCAUCAACAUGCAUACAACGGAAAUUCUCGAUGAAGAUAAAAGAUUGAUCAGUGCUGUGGAUUACUAUUUCAUACAAGAAGAUGACACCCGCUUCAAAGUGUCCAUGCCUUACAAGCCGUACUUCUACAUUCUCGUGAAGAAGGAGUACAUUCAGGAGGUGUCCGCCUUCCUGACCAAGAAGUUCGGGGGGACCCUGCACAAGGUCGAACCAGUGACCAAAGAAGACUUGGACCUGCCGAACCACCUCAUCGGCCUGAAGCAAACGUACCUUAAACUGUCGUUCUUCACCGUGACUGACUUGGUGAAAGUGCGCAGAGAAAUCAUGUCUGCGGUGCGCAAGAAUCGCGAACGAGAGAAGAACAACACCUACUACACGGAAAUGCUCACCACUGCGCUCGUGAAUACCGGAGACGUCAGUGUUACAAAGAAGUCGACUGACCACAUGGAAAACAUAUUGGACAUCAGGGAAUACGAUGUGCCGUACCACGUGCGCGUGUCGAUCGACAUGAAGAUCUUCUGCGGCUCGUGGUACUCGGUGAGGUGCGUCGCGGGCUACGUCCCGGUCGUCACGAAGAGGUGUGACCUGAUCGAGCGGCCGGACCCCAUCGUGCUGGCCUUCGACAUCGAGACGACCAAGCUGCCGCUCAAGUUCCCGGACGCCAACACCGACCAGAUAAUGAUGAUCUCGUACAUGAUCGACGGGCAGGGCUACUUGAUAACCAACCGCGAGAUCAUCUCUUCCGACAUAGAAGAUUUCGAAUACACGCCCAAGCCCGAGUUCGAGGGGCUCUUCACGGUGUUCAACGAGCCGGACGAGAUGAGCUUGCUGCAGAAGUUCUUCGACCACAUCCUGGACGUGAAGCCGCACAUCUUCGUCACGUACAACGGGGACUUCUUCGACUGGCCGUUCGUGGAGGCCCGCGCCGCGGUCCACGAGCUCGACAUGAAGCAGGAGACGGGGUUCUCCCGCAACAGGGACGGCAUCUACGCGUGCAGACCGGCCAUGCACAUGGAUUGUCUUUGCUGGGUGAAGCGGGACUCGUACCUGCCCGUCGGCUCCCAGAACCUGAAGGCAGUGGCGAAGGCCAAGCUGCGCUAUGACCCCGUCGAGCUGGACCCGGAGGACAUGUGCCGCCUGGCGUCGGAGCAGCCCCAGGUGCUGUCCAACUACUCCGUGUCCGACGCCGUAGCCACGUACUACCUGUACAUGAAGUACGUGCACCCGUUCAUCUUUGCGCUGUGCACCAUCAUCCCCAUGGAGCCGGACGAGGUGCUGAGGAAGGGCUCCGGGACGCUGUGCGAGGCGCUGCUCAUGGUGGAGGCCUACCACGCCCGGAUCGUGUUCCCCAACAAGCAGGAGACGGAGCUGAACAAGAUGACGGCGGACGGCCACGUGCUGGACCAGGAGACGUACGUGGGCGGCCACGUGGAGGCGCUCGAGUCGGGCGUGUUCCGCGCCGACCUGCCCUGCCGCUUCCGCCUGGUCCCAGAGGUGUUCGACAAGUUGGCCGAAGGAGUGGAAGAGGCGAUGAAGCAUGCUAUAGAGGUGGAGGAAAACAUCCCUCUAGAAACUGUGACAAACUUCGAAGAAGUAGUAACGGACAUAAGAGCUAAGCUGUCUGAACUGCGCAACAACCCACAGCGCAACGAGAGGCCUAUCAUUUACCAUUUGGAUGUGGGAGCCAUGUACCCCAACAUCAUUUUGACGAACAGAUUGCAGCCUUCCGCUAUGGUUGACGAAACGGUGUGUGCCGCUUGCGAUUUCAACAGACCGGGAGCUAAAUGUCAGCGAAGGAUGCCGUGGAUGUGGCGAGGGGAGAUAAUGCCGGCGAGUCGGAACGAGUUCCAGCGGAUCCAGCAGCAGCUGGAGAUGGAGAAGUUCCCCCCGCAGUUCCCCGGCGGGCCGGCCCGAGCGUUCCACGCGCUCAGCCGGGAGGACCAGGCCGCGUACGAGAAGAAGCGGCUGUCCGAGUACUGCCGCAAGGCGUACAAGAAGGCGCACGUCACCCGCACGGAGGAGAGGCUCACCACCAUCUGCCAGAAGGAGAACAGCUUCUACGUGGACACCGUGCGGGCCUUCAGGGACCGGCGCUACGAGUACAAGGGACUGUCCAAGACUGCCAAGAAACAGGUUGCAGACGCCGUAGCAAAGGGUGAUGCCGGCGAAAUAAAAUCUGCUAAGAAUCGAGAAGUUUUAUACGACUCUCUUCAGUUAGCACAUAAGUGCAUUCUGAAUUCUUUCUAUGGUUACGUAAUGAGGAGAGGGGCGCGGUGGCACAGCAUGGAGAUGGCGGGCAUCGUGUGCUACACGGGCGCCCACAUCAUCACCAAGGCGCGGGAGAUCAUCGAGCAGGUCGGCCGGCCGCUCGAGCUGGACACGGACGGCAUCUGGUGCAUCCUGCCCGAGUCCUUCCCCGAGAACUACGUGGUGAGGAGCACGCAUGCCGGGAAGCCCAAGGUCACCAUCUCCUACACCAACGCCGUCCUCAACAAGAUGGUCAAGGAUAGUUUCACGAAUCACGUGUACCACGAACUGGUGGACCCCGAGACGCUGUCGUACACCGUACGAAGUGAGAAUUCCAUAUUUUUCGAAGUGGAUGGGCCGUACCUGGCGAUGGUCCUCCCUGCGUCCAAGGAGGAAGGGAAGAAGUUGAAGAAACGUUAUGCGGUUUUCAAUCUGGACGGGUCCUUGGCGGAGUUGAAAGGGUUUGAAGUGAAGAGGAGAGGGGAGUUGCAGUUGGUGAAAAUCUUCCAGUCGUCUGUUUUCGAAGCGUUUUUGAAAGGCGACACGUUAGAGAAGUGUUACGAGUCAGUCGCCAAAGUGGCCGACUACUGGCUUGACGUUCUUUACAGCCGGGCUUGCAACAUGCCAGACUCGGAGCUGUUCGAGCUGAUCUCGGAGAACCGCUCCAUGUCCCGGAAGCUGGAGGACUACGGGGCCCAGAAGUCCACCUCCAUCUCCACCGCCAAGCGCCUGGCGGAGUUCCUGGGGGACCAGAUGGUGAAGGACGCUGGCCUGGCCUGUCGCUUCAUCAUCUCCAGGAAACCGGAAGGUUCCCCCGUCACAGAGAGGGCGAUCCCGCUGGCCAUCUUCCAGUCGGAGCCCAGCGUGAAGCGGCACUACCUGCGCAAGUGGCUGAAGGACUCGUCGCUCGACGACGUGGACAUACGCGAGGUGCUCGACUGGGACUACUACAUCGAGAGGCUGGGCGGCACCAUCCAGAAGAUCGUCACCAUACCGGCCGCCAUGCAAGGGCUGCCGAAUCCAGUGCCCCGAGUGCAGCACCCUGAUUGGCUGCACAAGAAGAUGCUGGAAAAGACUGACACUCUGAAGCAGAAGAGAAUUAACGAGAUGUUUGUGGUGAAGCCUAAAGAAGCCCAGGUGCUGCGGCAAGAAUCGGAGGACAUGUUUGCCCCGGAGGCGGAGGCAGAGCGCCGGGCGGGCGACAUUGAAGACUGCGCGGGGCCAGCGGCCGCUACUUCUGGCAGGCCCGUCGUGUGGCGGGCCAAGCGGAACCGGGCGGAAGUGGACGGCGGGACCUCCCAGGACGCCUCCAAGUCUUCGUCGUCCCUGAUGACGCAGAGCUGGAGGGAGGUCCUCGGCCCGCCUCCCCCUCUCGGCACCACCAAGGAGGAGCGGCUGGCGUGGCUCGGGUACCAGAAGAAGAAGUGGGAGCUGCAGGCCCAGCAGCGGGCCAGUCGCGGCGGGGGAGGGGGCCUCCCUGCCGGGAAGAGGACCCGCGGGGAGGGGCGGGGGGCCCCCGGGCGGGGCGUGGUGAGGAACCCCACGGCCGGCACGCUCGGGGGCUUCCUGCGACGCGCCCAGCGCACGCUGCUCGACACCCCGUGGCAGAUCGUGCAGAUCUCGGAAACCAACCAGCCGGGGCUGUUCAAGCUGUGGGCCUUCGUGGGGCAGGAGUUGCACCAGAUCAGGCUGGUCGUGCCGCGCAUAUUCUACGUGAACCAGCGGCUGCCCCGCGACGAGACGGAGGCGGGGGGGGCCCUGUGGAAGAAGUGCAGCCGCGUGCUGCCUCGCUCCCGGCCCGUCUACAACCUGUACGAGUACAGCGUGCCGGAGGAUCUGUACAGGCAGCACAGCCAGGAGCUGAUGGCAGACCUGUCCAUGCCCGACAUCGAGGGCAUCUACGAGACGCAGGUGUCCCUGGAGUUCAGGGCCCUGGUGCGCCUGGGCUGCGUCUGCGCCGUGGACCGGGCUGAGGCGCGGCGCGUCUCGGCGGCCGGCAGCAGCGGCACGGACUCCUUCUCCCUGGCGCAGCUCCAGUUCCGCAGCCUCGCGCACUCGCCCUACCUCCCCCGGCUGCCGGGCGGCGGGCACGGCGUGAAGCGAGUGUUCCUGUACCACGCCCGGGCGCCGGCCGGCCCCCGCGCCGUGUUCGGCCUGUUCCUCGCCCCCAGCCGCCGGGCCGUGGUGCUGGUGCUGGACACCGUGCGCACCGACCAGAUGCCCAACAUGGGUGCUCUGUACAGCGCUGAGAGAGCCAACAAAAUAAACCGUGGGAAGCCGGAGGAAACGUUGCCGCCCAAAGACCACGAGUUCGAGGUGCGCAUGGUGACAGAGGCGCGGCAGGCGUACCGACUGAUACAGAGGGCGCUCCAAGACUACAAGGACGAGAAGAAAGGUCCCACCCUGGUGGCCAUUCAGUCUCCGCUUGAUCUCCAGACCCUGGCGUCCCAGAUCCCGGGCAUGGGGGAGUUCCCGCUGGUGCCCUUGCACGGGCGGCAGGACGCGGACGGGACUGCCUGGGACCUGAACUGGCAGCGCAACUGCGCCCGGGCCAUGGUCCGCCGCUACCUGGGCAGCGACGCCGUGCUGGACCUGAUGGUGGAGCAGGCCCGCUACUUCCACGUGCCGCUCGGCAACCUGCCCCCCGACGCGACCCUGUUCGCCGCCGACCUGUUCUACGCCCGCCACCUCGCCCGGCACAACUUCCUGCUGUGGUGCUCGCCCACGGACCGGCCCGACCUCGGCGGCAGGGAGGCCGACGACAACAGGCUGCUGACGGAGUUCGAGGAGAGCGCGAGCGUGGUGACGAACAACGAGGGCUGCUACUCCUCCGUCUGCGUGGAGCUAGACAUUGACGGGCUGGCGGUGAACACCCUGCUCCAGUCCCACCACGUCAACGACAUUGAAGGUACAAGCUCCAGUGUGGCCUUCGACACGAUACCUCAGGCGUCCCUGGAAGACAUGGUGGGGGGUCAGAGCACGGUCUUGCCGACGUACGACGAGACCGCGUUGGUCAGCGGAGCUUUCAAAGUGCUGCGCUCCAUGGUGAACGCGUGGCUUCGGGACGUGAUGCUUUACAAGAACGUGUUCGCCGACUUUCAGAUCGUCCAUUUCUACAGGUGGAUAAGGUCCCCAAAUGCACUGCUGUAUGAUCCUGCUCUUAGAAGAACUUUGCAUAACUUGAUGAAGAAACUGUUUAUUCAGCUGGUCGCAGAGUUCAAGAGGCUGGGGUCUGUUAUCGUGUACGCUAAUUUCAACAAGAUCAUCAUCUGCACCAAGAAGAAGACCAUUGAGGAUGCUAUUGGCUACGUGGAGUUUGUGGUCCAGAGCAUACGAAACAAGGAGUUGUUCCACAGCAUUGAAAUAACGUACCAGCAGUGUUGGGAGUACCUCGUGUGGCUGGAUCCGUCGAACCAUGCCGGCGUUCAAGGUACCCUUCCCAAAGUUAUUGGGGAUGUCAGUACUAAAGAGAGCAAUAACCCAGAGAGCGAAGAGAACGGAGGCAACGGUGACGACGUGAGAGAAGGGGAAGUGGAAGAGGUCCUGAAUGAAAAUGACGACGAUGAAAAUGACGAUGAUGGGCCGACGGUGACGAUGAACUGGAACCUGGUGGAGUACCUGCCUGACGUCGGGGGCUGCAGGGACAGCUUCAGCGCGGUCGUCGCCGGCUACGUCAGCGCCGUGUACUCGCACAUCCGGGAGAGCGGGGUUCCGGCGACUCCCGUGCGCUCGCGUCGCGUGAGCAGCCAGAGCCAGACACAGGCCCAGGCGCGGCACCUGGGCGUGGGGGCCCACGCCUCGGCCGCGGAGUUCGCCAGGCAGCUUGUCACGGGCGAGAUGGCCCAGAGGCUGUACCGCAUUACUCAAACUGUUCAAGAGAAGGCGAGGAAGCAAGCAAAAUACUUGACAAGUGACAACAGCGGGGCGUUCCCCUCGUUUCGGAGUUCAGAUCUCGACCACCAAGAUGCAGCUCUUGAGUUUGUUAAAGCUGUCUGCAAGGUGCUGUCGCUGGACUCGGGCGUGCGGGAGGAGGUGAUGCACGUGAGACGCAACAUGCUUCGCCUGAUCGGCGUGGGGGAGUUCAGCGAGCGUGCCGUGUGGCGGGACCCGUGCGUCUCCUUCGUGCUGCCGGAGGUCAUCUGCAGGACGUGCAACCACUGCCGCGACGUCGACCUCUGCAAGGACGCCCACCGCGCCGAAGAGGACGGCAGCCCGGUGUGGCGGUGCCCGCUCUGCGACACCAGCUACGACAACGCCGAGAUAGAGCACCUCUUGCUGGACGCCGUCCAGCGGAAGGCGAUGGCGUACACUCUGCAGGACCUGCAGUGCAGGAAGUGCCUGCAGAUCAAGAUGGAUAACAUGUCCAAGCACUGCAGCUGUGCGGGCGAAUACCAGACGCUGGUGUCCAGGGAGGACAUAGGCUUGCACCUGAGGACCUUCCAGAGCAUAGCCCAGCACUUCAAGAUGCCUCUGCUGCUGGAGACGGUCAAGUGGGCCCUGAGCCUCAGCCCCAGCAUAGCGACGUGAAGGGCCGUCUGCGUGUGUUGGCAGCAUCCGGCACGAGUCGAUGCUCGUCUGGGGUUUUUAUGAACGAAUCAAACAUGUAUCUUCCGCAAGGUUACGAACUGCUUUCUCCAGGACAGUAAUUUUGAAAGAGUCAACAUACUGUGUUAGUUGAAGUUCGUGAAUAAUUAAUCUAGUUGGACUUGGAACAUUACAAAAAACUUGUGCGCCAGGAAAGUUCUGUAUGUCCUAAAAGUGCUUAGCGACGUUUGUUACAAUUUUAUGUUUGUGACCAGUUGCUAUCGCUACUUCGAACUUUACUAAUAUUUAAAUAAAAAAAUAAUUUUUU
Bacillus rossius redtenbacheri is the source of this 10979-nucleotide messenger RNA. It is a transcript of the gene DNApol-epsilon255, whose product is annotated as DNA polymerase epsilon catalytic subunit 1. Lineage: Eukaryota; Metazoa; Arthropoda; Insecta; Phasmatodea; Bacillidae. Bases 3704 to 10654 code for a protein of 2316 amino acids. Gene Ontology annotation, molecular function: DNA binding; zinc ion binding; nucleotide binding. Gene Ontology annotation, cellular component: nucleus; epsilon DNA polymerase complex. The transcript has 34 exons. The record is from RefSeq and is a predicted model, not a curated record. Gene Ontology annotation, biological process: DNA replication proofreading; nucleotide-excision repair, DNA gap filling; mitotic cell cycle.